This is a messenger RNA of Stylophora pistillata, 1237 nucleotides long. Its product is annotated as dedicator of cytokinesis protein 7-like. Gene Ontology annotation, molecular function: guanyl-nucleotide exchange factor activity. The record is from RefSeq and is a predicted model, not a curated record. NCBI's taxonomy places the organism in Eukaryota, Metazoa, Cnidaria, Anthozoa, Scleractinia, Pocilloporidae. Gene Ontology annotation, biological process: small GTPase-mediated signal transduction; positive regulation of GTPase activity.
UUUACAGGGUCCUCUAGAGAUUGCUUUGGUGUUCUUGUGUCACGAUAAGGACUCUGAAGAUGGCGCAGAAACGCCAAUGACCACGAGACACCAUCACAGACUAAGACUCUGUUUCAAAGAGUUUAUCAAGAGGUGUGGAGAUGCUCUGCAUAGGAACAAGCAGCUUAUCGCAUCUGACCAACGAGCCUAUCAGAAAGAACUGGAAAGGAAUUACACACAGCUUACCGAACAACUUGAACCUCUCUUGAGGAACAAGUAUGGCACCUUACGUGGAUCCACCAGGCAAAAGGAAGGAUCUGCCCUACUGAGGAAAAUCUCUAAGAGUUUUAAUACAGGACACAGUAUAGCUUAACAAAAAAUUCCAUUGAGAGCCUUAUCUUUACCAUGUCAAUUUUGUAUGUUUUAAUAAUUGGAAUUGAUUGAUUGAUUGAUGGAAUGAUUGAUGGAUUUCAUUCUCUGCAGUCUGUGAACCUCGUGUUUGAGAAAUUCUUUGGAAGUUGGUUGUACGAACAGUUCACACAAAAAAAAUUUAGAAACUUUUCUUUUUUGAUGGAGGCCUAAAAGAGCCCCUUCAUAUUCAAAGAUUCUUGUAAAUUAAGGGCAUUAGCGACCAAAUAUUUUCUCAACCGCAAGAUGUGUUUUGUAAUUAGUGUGGUCAUCAAAGAAAGGUAAAAAAGACAGUUUUUAGCUUAAUGUGCUAACAAUCCUGGCCAAAACGUUUGGAGAAACACACAUCCCUUUUUAUGAGUCCGUCCCGUGUUUCGUGAGCAACUUGCCUUCAUAUUCCAUCCACGAAAACAUUAUUCCCUCCCUCUUUCCCUUCCCCAACUCACACCAUCUGUGUUCAAACAUUGUCCAGGGCGGGAGGGGUGAGUACAUGUUUUGCCAUUUACAAGGUGAAGCUAUAGUGCCUCAGACGUUUUUACCAAGAUUGUAGAUUUUAGAGGUAUACACUAUUGUGAAUAUUGUACAGGUACUGUAAGUAAACAAUUUUUUUGGUCAAAAAGAGAAUUCUUUAAUUUCGUCUGUAUUUGCAGAGUAAAAAAGCUAUAAAAAUUCCCGCUCCACACAGACAUAAUGCAAUGUUUCCAAUGUUGGAACGGAUUUGUAAUGUGUGGCUUUUGUUUUUUUGAAAGUUUUGGACAGAGAAAUUAAAAGUCCUCUGGUUGAUCAACUUUAGAGAACAGUUUCUUAAAUAAACUGAACUCAGAAAUGAGUGCGAAAUGUUUUGGCUUAA